Molecule: messenger RNA, 1400 nt
Organism: Onychostruthus taczanowskii (white-rumped snowfinch)
Lineage: Eukaryota; Metazoa; Chordata; Aves; Passeriformes; Passeridae
Gene: DGUOK
Product: deoxyguanosine kinase
Exons: 7
Coding region: 21-827 (268 amino acids)
Biological process (GO): nucleobase-containing compound metabolic process
Cellular component (GO): cytoplasm; mitochondrion
Molecular function (GO): deoxyguanosine kinase activity; ATP binding
Source: RefSeq, a predicted model, not a curated record
AAGGCGGAAGCGGCGGCGGCAUGGGGCGGAGCGGGGCCGCCCUGCGGCUGGCCCUGGAGGGGAACAUCGCCGUGGGGAAAUCGACCUUCCUGAAGCUGCUGGCUGCCACCUUCCCGCGGUGGCACCUGGUGACAGAGCCGGUGGCGCAGUGGCGCAAGGUGCAGCCGGCCGCUGGCACUGCCCAGGAGCCCCAGGGCUGUGCCAACCUGCUGCAGCUGAUGUACCAGGAGCCCGCCCGCUGGUCCUACACCUUCCAGACCCUGUCGUGCCUGAGCCGCCUCAAGGCCGCGCUGGAGCCCCCCGAGGAGGCCGGGGGCACCCCCGGGACCCCCCCGGCCGUGCGGGUCUUUGAGCGCUCGGUGUUCAGUGACAGGUACGUGUUUGCCAAGAGCCUGUUCGAGGCCGGGCACCUGCAGCCGCUGGAGUGGGCGAUCUACCAGGACUGGCACCAGCUCCUGCUGCGGCACCUGGGGCCCCGCGCCGCCCCCCACGCCUUCCUGUACCUGCGCGCCAGCCCCCAGACGUGCCUGGAGCGGCUGCGGCGGCGGGCGAGGAGCGAGGAGGGCGGGAUCCAGCUGGGCUACCUGCAGCAGCUGCACGGCCAGCACGAGCUCUGGCUGGUGGCCAGGGCCACCGAGAUCCAUUUUCCAGCAGCACGGAGCGCGCCCGUCCUGGUGCUGGACGUGGAGCAGGACUUUGAGCACGACGUGGCCAGGCAGGGCCUGCUCAUGGCACAGGUGGAGGCCUUUGUGACAUCCCUGGGUGCCCACCCUGUGCCAGCCCAUCCCGAGCCCCUGGGCUCCGAGCAAGGGGCAGCAUCUGCCUGAAGACCCCGAGGACAAGGGACACGUCCCUGAGGACAGGGGACAUGGCCCUGAGGACAAGGGACACGGCCCUGAGGACAGGGGACACGGUCCCAAGGACAGGGGACACGGUCCCCAUGACCAGGGACACAAUUCCAAGGAGAAGGGACAUGAUCCUGAGGACAGGGGACACAAUCCCAAGGACAGGGGACACAGUCCCAAAGACAGGGGGACACAGACCUGAGAAGGGACACGAUCCCAAGGACCAGGGACACAAUCCAGAGGACAAAGGACACGAUGCUCAGGGCCAGGGACACAAUUCCAAGGAGAAGGGACACGAUCCUGAGGACAGGGGACACGUCCUGGUCCCCACUGUCCCCCAGCCCCUCUGUCCUGGCCGGGGCUGGAUCCUCAGAGCCGUGUGGGGUUUUGGGCUCAGGGGGUCCCCAGGUCCUUGCUGUGACCCCUGCCCGUCUUUGGGGUGGAUUUUCUGCUGGAAUUCCGAUUUUCCCGAGGAAAAUCCCGGUGUUUGACCCAACCCCCAUCACUUGUUAAUUUAUAUUUCAUUUUUUUUCCCUUAAAUUAAGAUCAGAUCGC